AUGUGGAUUGCUCCAAUGUUAUUUGGUGGAACCAUACCUCUUACUCAUGGUUUUCAAGUGCUUAUGUAUCCUAUUGCAUUUGAUUGUGGAGGUGCUAAGUAUGCAAGGGAGCAAGGCAUCCCUGUUAUUUUGUUUCCUAAAGCAAAGAAUUCAUCCGAGAGUUUAUCGGAGGAGGAUCUCGUGGGUGCUUUGAGCUGCACGUAUGUCAAAAAUUCUUGUCUUCCUCAGUUGCAUUACCAGAUUUAUUUUUGUCACCUUCUUUUUGGUGGACCUGGUGAGAAUAAGGUUAAUAGACAAAUGAGUGAAAGCUCAAUAUAUACAACUCAUCAAGACAAGGAUGAUGAUGACGCUAAUAACAAGAUUGAGUUAGGUCCUCUAUGUACCCUAAAAGAACAAUUUGAAAAGGAUAAGGAUGAUGAGAGUUUGAGAAGGCGGAAGGAGCAGGUUCUAGAUAUUAACGCUGUUGGAGAAUCCCUGGAUCCAGAAGUCAAGAUUUUGAGCCUUAUAAUUAAGUCCCCCGGUAGAUCUGCCAUUGUUCUCCCUAUCCCCAAGGAUGGAAAUCCCAAGAGCCCAUGGUUUGUCCUGAAAGAAGGGAGCAAAUACAGCCUAAAAUUUACAUUCCAAGUCAGCAAUAACAUAGCGACUUGUCUUAAAUACAUGAACACGGUUUGGAAAACCGGUAUUAAAGUGGACAGCACGAAACAGAUGAUAGGGGCGUUUAGUCCUCAAUUGGAGCCCUUAUACACACAAAUGCCGGAACACACCACCCCUUCAGGCAUUGUUGCUAGAGGAUCUUACUCGGCAAGGACAAAGGUGAUUUUUUUUCCUUUUUCUCUUUAAUGGUCUUAACAUAUUCUUUAUCUACCAUUCAACAAAGUACUAACAUCU
Molecule: messenger RNA, 888 nt
Organism: Lycium barbarum (goji berry)
Lineage: Eukaryota; Viridiplantae; Streptophyta; Magnoliopsida; Solanales; Solanaceae
Product: rho GDP-dissociation inhibitor 1-like
Exons: 6
Coding region: 1-840 (279 amino acids)
Biological process (GO): Rho protein signal transduction
Cellular component (GO): cytoplasm; cytosol; membrane
Molecular function (GO): protein binding; Rho GDP-dissociation inhibitor activity
Source: RefSeq, a predicted model, not a curated record